CCGGCGGGGCGUUUGGUUUCGGUUUGGCCCUGCCUGGAGUUAAUAUUGACGGCCGAAAUGGGAGUCCCCAAGUUUUACCGAUGGAUCUCGGAGCGAUAUCCCUGCCUCAGCGAAGUGGUGAAGGAGCAUCAGAUUCCUGAAUUUGAUAACUUAUACCUGGAUAUGAAUGGAAUUAUACAUCAGUGUUCCCAUCCUAAUGAUGAUGAUGUUCACUUCAGAAUUUCAGAUGAUAAAAUCUUCACUGAUAUUUUUCACUACUUGGAAGUGUUGUUCCGCAUUAUUAAGCCCAGGAAAGUAUUCUUCAUGGCUGUUGAUGGUGUGGCUCCUCGAGCAAAGAUGAACCAACAGCGUGGGAGGCGUUUUAGGUCAGCAAAGGAGGCUGAAGACAAAAUUAAAAAGGCAAUAGAAAAAGGAGAAACUCUUCCUGCAGAGGCCAGAUUUGAUUCCAACUGCAUUACACCAGGGACUGAAUUCAUGGCCAGGUUACAUGAACAUCUGAAGUACUUUGUAAAUAUGAAAAUUUCUACAGACAAAUCGUGGCAAGGAGUUACCAUCUACUUCUCAGGCCAUGAGACUCCUGGCGAAGGAGAGCAUAAAAUCAUGGAGUUUAUCAGAUCCGAGAAGGCAAAGCCAGAUCAUGAUCCAAACACCAGGCACUGUCUUUAUGGCUUAGAUGCUGACUUGAUUAUGCUUGGAUUAACAAGUCAUGAGGCACAUUUCUCUCUUUUAAGAGAAGAAGUUCGAUUUGGUGGCAAAAAGACUCAAAGGGUAUGCGCACCAGAAGAAACCACAUUUCACCUCCUACACUUGUCUUUAAUGAGAGAGUAUAUUGACUAUGAGUUUUCAGCAUUAAAAGACAAGAUCACAUUUAAAUAUGAUAUUGAAAGGAUAAUAGAUGAUUGGAUUUUGAUGGGAUUUCUUGUUGGCAAUGAUUUUAUCCCUCAUCUACCUCAUUUACAUAUUAAUCAUGAUGCACUGCCUCUUCUUUAUGGAACAUAUAUUACCAUCCUGCCAGAACUUGGGGGUUAUAUUAAUGAAAGUGGGCAUCUCAACUUACCUCGAUUUGAGAAAUACCUUGUGAAACUAUCAGAUUUUGAUCGAGAACACUUCAGUGAAGUUUUUGUGGACCUCAAGUGGUUUGAAAGCAAAGUUGGUAACAAGUACCUCAAUGAAGCAGCAGGUGUUGCAGCAGAAGAAGCCAAGAACUUCAAGGAAAAGAAAAAAUCAAAGGGCCAGGAAAAUUCCAUAUGUUGGGCUGCUUUAGACAAAAAUGGAGAAGAAGUGGUAACUUCUAAGGAUAAUUUAGAAGAAGAGAUGGAAGAUGAUGACCUAUUUGAAACCGAGUUUAGGCAAUAUAAAAGAACAUAUUACAUGACAAAGAUGGGAGUUGACGUAGUUUCUGAUGACUUUCUGGCUGAUCAAGCUGCAUGUUAUGUUCAGGCGAUACAGUGGAUUUUGCACUAUUACUAUCAUGGCGUUCAGUCCUGGAGCUGGUUUUAUCCGUACCAUUAUGCACCUUUCCUGUCUGAUAUCCGCAACAUCAGUACACUCAAAAUCCAUUUUGAACUGGGAAAACCUUUUAAGCCAUUUGAACAGCUGCUUGCUGUACUUCCAGCAGCUAGCAAAAAUUUACUCCCUGCAUGCUACCAGCAUUUGAUGACCAGUGACGACUCGCCAAUUAUAGAAUAUUAUCCACCUGAUUUUAAAACUGACCUAAAUGGGAAACAACAGGAAUGGGAAGCUGUGGUACUAAUACCUUUUAUUGAUGAGAAGCGAUUGUUAGAAGCCAUGGAGACAUGUAACCACUCCCUCAAAAAAGAAGAGAGAAAAAGAAAUCAACAUAGUGAGUGCCUAAUGUGCUGGUUUGACAGCAACACAGAGUUCACCUACCCCUCUCCAUGGCCAGAAAAGUUUCCUCCCGUAGAGCGAUGCUGUGCAAGGUAUAAAAUAAUAUCAUUAGAUGCUUGGCGUAUAGAUAUAAGCAAGAACAAAAUAACCAAGGUUGACCAGAAGGCAUUAUAUUUCUGUGGAUUUCCUACUUUGAAACACAUCAAACACAAAUUUUUUUUGAAGAAAAGUGGGGUUCAAGUAUUCCAGCAAAGCAGUCGUGGAGAAAACAUGAUGUUGGAAAUCUUAGUGAAUGCUGAGUCAGAUGAGCUUAGUGUAGAAAAUAUAGCUUCGUCAGUGCUUGGGAAGUCUGUCUUUGUUAAUUGGCCUCAUCUUGAAGAAGCUAGAGUUGUCGGUGUAUCAGAUGGAGAAACUAAGUUUUACUUGGAAGAACCUCCAGGAACACAGAAGCUUUAUUUGGGAAGAACUGCACCACCAUCUAAAGUGGUCCAUCUCGGAGACAAAGAACAAUGUAAUUGGACAAAAGAAGUACAAGGAAUUUCAGAAUACUACCUGAGAAGAAAAGGAAUAAUAAUAAAUGAAACAUCUGCAGUUGUAUAUGGUCAGUUACUCACAGGUCGUAAAUAUCAAAUAAAUCAAAAUGGAGAAGUCCGUCUAGAGAAACAGUGGUCAAAACAAGUUCUUCCAUUUGUUUAUCAAACCAUUGUCAAAGACAUCCGAGCUUUUGAUUCCCGUUUCUCCAGUAUAAAAACAUUGGAUGACUUGUUUCCUCCUAGAAGUAUGGUCUUUAUGCUGGGAACACCCUACUAUGGAUGUGCUGGAGAGGUUCAGGAUUCAGGGGAUGUGAUUACAGAAGGCAGAAUUCGUGUGGUUUUCAGCAUUCCAUGUGAACCCAAUCUUGAUGCUUUAAUACAGAACCAGCAUAAAUAUUCUAUAAAGUACAACCCAGGAUAUGUGUUGGCCAGUCGCCUUGGAGUGAGUGGAUACCUUGUUUCAAGGUUUACAGGAAGUAUUUUUAUUGGAAGAGGAUCUAGGAGAAACCCUCAUGGAGACCAUAAAGCAAAUGUGGGUUUGAAUCUCAAAUUCAACAAAAAAAAUGAGGAGGUACCUGGAUAUACUAAGAAAGUUGGAAACGAAUGGAUGUAUUCAUCUGCAGCAGAACAGCUUCUUGCAGAGUACUUGGAGAGAGCUCCAGAACUAUUCAGUUAUAUAGCCAAAAAUAGCCAAGAGGAUGUGUUCUAUGAAGAUGACAUUUGGCCUGGAGAAAAUGAGAAUGGUGCUGAGAAAGUUCAAGAAAUUAUUACUUGGCUAAAGGGACAUCCUGUCAGUACUUUGUCUCGGUCUUCUUGCGAUUUACAAAUUCUGGAUGCAGCUAUUGUAGAGAAAAUUGAAGAAGAAAUUGAAAAGUGCAAGCAAAGAAAGAAUAAUAAGAAAGUUCGAGUGACAGUGAAGCCCCAUUUGCUAUACAGACCUUUGGAACAGCAACAUGGGGUUAUUCCUGAUCGGGAUGCAGAAUUUCGUCUCUUUGACCGUGUUGUAAAUGUGAGAGAGAACUUUUCCGUUCCAGUUGGCCUUCGGGGCACCAUCAUAGGAAUUAAAGGGGCUAAUAGAGAAGCUGAUGUACUAUUUGAAGUAUUAUUUGAUGAAGAAUUUCCUGGAGGCUUAACAAUAAGGUGCUCACCUGGUAGAGGUUAUCGACUGCCAACAAGUGCCUUGGUGAACCUUUCUCAUGGGAGUCGCUCUGAAACUGGAAAUCAGAAGUUGACAGCCAUUGUGAAACCACAGCCAGCUGUGAAUCACUAUAGCUCAAAUUCAUCAGUUUCAUCUGGGCAUUUGCGAGGCCUGAACCAUUCUCCUCAAUCACUUUUUGUUCCUACUCAAGUACCUGCUAGAGAUGAUGAUGAAUUUUGUAACAUUUGGCAGUCCUUACAAGGAUCCGGAAAGGUUCAACACUUUCAGCCACUGCUACAAGAGAAGGGUGCAGUUCUACCUCAAGAAAUAAGUCAAGUAACUCAACAUCAUAAAACUGGCUUUAAUGACAACAGCGUUAAGCAGAGAAAACAUGAGCCUCACAGAAAAUUUAAAGAAGAGUGUAAGAGUCCUAAAACUGAGAGUCGGUCACAAAAAAUGUUAAAUAGGCAGACAUUUGGAGGGCCUGCCAAAUGUAAUAUUAAGCUACUGAAGAGAAAUGAAGGUUCAGAAGUCUCAGAAAAUCAAAAAGUUGUGACUGGUCAUCCAAGUGCUGUUGAUAAGCCUAAUCCCGGAAUUGAGAACUUCUUAGCAUCCUUGAAUAUCUCCAAAGAAAAUGAAAUACAGUCAUCUCAUCAUGAAGAGCCUCCAAGUGAAGAACAUUUGUCACCACAGUCAUUUGCUAUGCAGAAGGGAACUCGGAUGCUUAAAGAAAUUCUAAAAAUUGACAGCUCUGACAGUAUGGACCGUAAGAAUGAAAUGAAACAGUUUGGUAAUGAAGUCACUGUUUCCUCUAGUAGAAGAGAUGAAUAUGGAUCUUCCUCACAACCUAAACAAAAUAAGAAAUUGACAUCUUUUAUGAACAAGCCUCACAGUGCUAGUGAGUACCAUAAUGUUCAGUCUAUGGACAGUGUUUGCUGGCCUACUGGCCAGAUUCCUCCUGUGUCUACACCAGUAACUGAACUUUCUCGAAUUUGUUCCCUUGUUGGAAUGCCACAACCAGAUUUCUCCUUUCUGAGAACACCACAGACAAUGACAGUUUGCCAGGUAAAAUUAUCUAAUGGCUUACUGGUACAUGGGCCACAGUGCCAUUCUGAAAAUGAAGCCAAGGAAAAAGCUGCACUUUUUGCUAUACAACAAUUGGGCUCCUUAGGAGUGAAUUUCCCUUUGCCUCCACGAAUAUUUCCAAGUUAUCCUCCAGCUGUACCACCUGGAACCAUUCCUCCAGUUUUUCCCCAACCUACUGGCUGGGAUCACUAUGGAAGCAACUUAGCAUUGGGGGCAGCUAAUAUCAUGCCUUCAUCAUCUCAUCUCUUUGGCUCAGUGCCAUGGGGACCACCAAUGCCAGUUCCUGGGAAGCCCUUCCAUCAUACACCGUAUGCUGGGACCAUGCCCAUGGCUGGGGGAAUGCCAGCUGGUGUGCACAAUCAGUUCAUACCUCUACAGGUAACUAAAAAAAGAGUUGCAAACAAAAAGAACUUUGAGAAUAAGGAGGCCCAGAGUUAUCAAGUCACCCCGCUUCACACUAGCCAGUCAGCAUCUUCUGAUGUCACCAAAGGAAUUCCACAGGAGACUUCAUCAGCUUCCUUACCAUCCUCUCAGAUCCCUCAACCUGCAUCUUCUUUCCAAGUUGCAGCUGCCUCCCCAGGCCAUAGUAUGCCUCACCAGAAGUCGGCACCAAGCUCUUCAAGAAGAAAAUCAAGAAAACUGGCUGUCAAUUUUGGCGUUUCUAAACCUUCUGAAUAAAUUUGGUACUUGGAAUUAAAUUUCUUUCCUUUCCUCCCACCUUUUUAUAAAUCCAUAUCUGUGUCUCACGAGAAAUUGCAAUGUACUAUUUUAAAACAAUAUAUUUCAAUUAAAUUUUUUAAUUUUCUAGUUGUCAGGCACUUUCAUGCUAUUUAAAAGACUGUAAAUCAAACUGUGCAUCUUAAGUAUGUGCAAUUUGUUUUACAUCAAUUAUACCUCAAUAAAGGUGUAAAAAAAGAAAACUAAAACCUUGUGUUAAAAUACUAUCAGUGGACGGAGCAUUCACAUGUACCACUCUAACCAUUGGCCUUGUCAUUAAAAGCAUCUUGAACUAUGAAUUAGACAUGGUACUGCAAUAAUAAUAAACAUUUUUUUUACACUAUCAUUGAGGGAUAAUUAAAUGGAGCAUGAAAAUUGGGCCUCAAGUAUAAUUUACUGAAUGUAGAUUUUAUUUCUCUUUUUAAUGAUGUAAUAGAAUUGUCAGAAGAGUGGCGCUUAUUUAUAGGCAUUUUAACUUACGUUCUGUUAUCUCUGAGGGUCCUUUAGACCUGUUGUGACGUGAUCACGUUGUGGGGUGCUGCCAGUUUUGCUUUAUUCUCCGUUUUGUACCAAAGCAAUUUCAGAAUUUUGAUCAGAAUAUUUCAUUUAACUGCUUAGAACUAUACAUAGUGAUCUAGAUUUGAGGAAAUAAUUACGAUUUUUUAGAUUAUUCAAGAACCAGCAUUAGUUAACCUCUAAUAAAAAAUUAAGUUUCAAAAUCUACAGGGUAUAAUGAUUACAAAUUAAUCUUCUGAUAGAAGUACAAAAUAUUAAUCAUGUCAUUAAUUAAAGUGUUUUAUCCUUUUGUUUAGCUUUUUACUUGCUCACUUAAGCAUACAUGACAGCUCCGUUGUUGGUCCAUGUGUAUUGUUUCCUGGGACGAUGAAAUUCUAAGUUUUUAGGCAUUAUUCUAAAUAAUAUGCAUUAUUUACAUGACAAAUGCCUGUCCUCAUUCUCUUUCGAUACUUUUAGCUUUAUGCUGGACUGUGCAGUGACUCUGGCAUUUUGUCUGUACAUGUCAUAUGUGGGUGUGUGUUAUUCAGUCUGUGGCUGUUGAAAUUAUAUCAGAAUUUAUGAAAAUUUCUCAGCGGUACCAGGGCCUGGAUUUAUAUACAUACAUAUAUAUAUAUAUUUAUGCUUUAGUUUUUGUGAUAUGCUUAUAUUUUUAAGGAAGUAAGUUAUCAUACUUUUUAAAAAGUAUUUUAAAAGUAGGAACCACAAUCUUUGUAUGGAGCUGCUUAUUAUUAUAUCUAGUUUCAUUUGGCUCAUUGAAAACUCUGCCAUGAGUCUUAGUCUAUUUGUUUUUUAAAAUGCUAGUAUUGAGUUAAAUGGGUUUCUUUCUCUAACUGCUAAAUGUUAGAGUUUCUCUAAGUGUUAAUAGGAUAUUUGUAUAUUAGUAGUGCCUUUAGUAUGAGAUAAGUGUUCAUUAUUUGUCAUUUAUGAUAGUCAUGUGAGUUUCUGUGAUUUUGUUUUCUGUUAAUUUUCCUAGAUUUAGAUGUUCAUUGGUUCCCAACAUUUUGUUUUUGGGAAUACAUGUUUCACUGUAGGAGGAUCUGAAGUAAUGAGGCUCAAGUAAUUCUCAGAGUUUGUCCUUUUUGCCUCACAAAGUUGUUUUUUUUAAGGAAAUGUCUUUUAUGGAAACACAAAAAAGUUGAAUUGUGACAAUAAGAUUAUGUUAACCUCUACUACUUUAAAGUGUAUGAUAUUUUCCAUCUUAUGUAACUGUACAAACUCCAGCAUUGAAGAAUUGCCUCACUCACCAUUCCUCUGUGACCCCCCCUAUACAAACAGUGUACAGCCCACAUCUUUAUUAAAGCACCGAAGGAGCACAUGCCAUCUUCCAAAAACUUCAAGAGAAACUUUGAUAAGCAUAGCACCACUGAACCCACAUAAGGAGGUUUUCUCAGUAGUCAAACAAAGCAAACUGACAAUUCUAGAUGGAUAGGCAAUAAAAGUGUUUUCUUUUCAUUCUUCUCCUAAAGCAACUCAAGACUAAAGAGAGAUUAAAAUGGGAGAGAAAUCCAUAAUGACUAGAUGGUGUCAUGCAUUCAUCUAUAUUUUCUUCCCUUGUACACCUAUUCCAGAGGUGGGCCUGAGAGCAAUAGAUGCGCCCUCUCUGGAGAGGAUGUAAAAAGCAGAGACUGUUUGUAUCUCAUGACAGUCUUGAGGAAUCUAGAUCCACUGAAAGAUUUGGGAAACUUAACAAUUUUCCCUUUGUGGAUGGCACAGACUCAGACUACCCCAAAAUUUAGAAAUAUGCUUAUUCAACUGUUGAAUCUGUUGUGGACUUUGUGUGGAAACCCUGGACUGUGUAAGGCACAGAAGGGCAGGUUCCCCAGAAUGCUUCAUGUUUCCACAUCACAAGAGCAGUUAAAUCUAUUUAAACUUUCCUCUCCUUACUAAAACAUUAUUUCUAGAUAAGCUUGUUCAAUAAAGUUUUCUCUUUUUUUUGUUUUUGAGCAGAUUAAGUGAAUUGUGAAGUUUGGUCCUUUCAGUCCUUUUCACCAUUUCCCAUACAUUACCUGAGUCUUAUAAUUUUACAGAUAGACUGUAUUAAUUGAUUUAAACAUCAUGCAGGCUCAUUUGUAAACGUCUGAGACUCAGUUGCCUGAAAAAUUAAUUUCACCUCUCUAUGUACUUUGGUUUCAAUUUAAGACUUUCCUUGCUGUUCAGAGGGGUAAGUAGUUCUUUUAGAACUGAAAAACAAAAGUUUGAUCUUUUUUUUCCUAUUGGUGGGAGAGAUGAAGAACUCUUGGUGCAGGUUUUCUUGUUUAUUUCCUUUUUCAUGAUCAGGUACUUGCUUUGGUUUUAAACUGAUAUUUUUCAAACUAAUCUGGAUUUGGGAGGAGGGACAGAUAGGGAGCCAGUUGGAAGGAGACCAGUUAAAUAAGACCUGUCCCUCACUGCAUUUUCAGACUAUACUCUUUCUAGCUCAAGGACAUAGAUGAAUUGCAGUGAUUUGUUUACUCACUUUCAAAUCAUCUGUUCUGUUUGUAUUAGUAAAUCAUACAUUAUCAUAGUGAUUGUCUAGUUUAAAUUAGCGAGAAUUGUCCCCCUCUCCACUAAAGUUCAUUCUAAUAUACUUCAUCUCAUUGUCCAGAGCCUCUUUUUUUUAAAGCCACUAUGUACAAUUUCCCAGCUUUUUGAGCUUGCUAUAUUUCUUAGUACCAUCUUGCUUCCAAAUUGUGUUUUUACUGGGGAGGGGAAUUCAUUUAUUGGAGAGAAAUAACAGACAUUCUCUACCUCUGAAAAAAAAAAAUCAAUCAUUUUUCUAGAGAGUGACAGAACUUAAACUGACAUUGUUCUUUCUGUACACCUUAUAAGCUUUGUCAGUGAAGCAGUCUUUUUUGCAGGAGCUUCCUUUCCUAGUUGGGAUAAUGCUUAAAAAUCCUAGAAAUGAAUAUGUUUCAGACAGAGCUGGCUCAUAUUUCCCUCAGAUUGUUCCAUCUUCCGCCAGGGAGCAGUAAGAGACCAUGACAAUCAGAACGAGGACAGGCUGGAGUUUCACUGACUUAUCUCCAACACCACUGAUGCGUCUUUUAGAGAGAGGAAAACACAGACAGUAGUCUUCAGAGUUAAGAAUAUCAGAAAUCCAUAGCUGCUUUUGUGUUUCUUUGUGUGUUUCAGUGAACCAACAAUAAUGCCUUGCUCAAUCAAUGCAUUCAGCCAUCUCAAGUGCAAUUCGUGAUGGAGACUCUGGUUUCCAGUAGAUAAAGUUUUACAUAUUUAAACCUAUAAAAAUUAAUUUUUUUCCAACAAUACACCUAUUGCUGUUAUUUCAGCAGUUGAUGUACUAGUAAAUUGCCCAGGCCAAAUAAUUAAAUGCCUGUAGAUGUUUUAGUAAUUGGAGCCAAAUCUUCAUACUGUUUUCUCAUGAAGUAAUAGGAGUGAAUUUUUUGUUUGUUUUGGAACUUAGGGGCUCUUUUGGCCCUAAGUCUUAUAUUUUCUUUUGCCUGCAUCCAAUUGCUUCUUUGAGUGUUUGCAUCUAUUUUGAUAUAUGAGUAAUAGUGUACUGUAUCAUCAACAAGUUCAACAUUUUUUUCAUUUAAACAAUGUAAGUAAGUAUAAUUCAUACAUAUAGAUCUUAAUUCUUUUUUUUUCCUCACAUAAGUAUUUUAUAAGUAACUGGAAUUUUUCAUUAGAUCUUAUACAGAGCAGUAUUUUAUUAAAAAUUCAAAAGGGAAGACUUUUAUGUGCUCAUUUUGUAGCUUUUCUUUUUUAAAUAUCUAUACAUCGUCUGCAAUUAAAGUGUUUUCAACUUGCAUUGGAAUGGACUCCAAAUGUAUUUUUGUGUUAAACUGUACAUUUGUAGAUUUUUGGCAUGAAGUUAGCCUCAAAAUGUUGUGUAAAAGGAUUCUAAAAUAUGAGUCACUGAAAGAGUUUAAACAUCUAUACAUGUUAAAUGCUAUAUGGAUUUUAAUUAAACAUUUGAGAAUGAU
This is a messenger RNA of Dama dama (fallow deer), 9761 nucleotides long. RefSeq names its product 5'-3' exoribonuclease 1 (gene XRN1). Gene Ontology annotation, cellular component: nucleus. Bases 58 to 5283 code for a protein of 1741 amino acids. Gene Ontology annotation, biological process: nuclear-transcribed mRNA catabolic process; rRNA catabolic process. Gene Ontology annotation, molecular function: 5'-3' RNA exonuclease activity; RNA binding. The record is from RefSeq and is a predicted model, not a curated record. The transcript is spliced from 43 exons. NCBI's taxonomy places the organism in Eukaryota, Metazoa, Chordata, Mammalia, Artiodactyla, Cervidae.